This is a messenger RNA of Linum trigynum, 509 nucleotides long. The record is from the annotation of a GenBank genome assembly. Lineage: Eukaryota; Viridiplantae; Streptophyta; Magnoliopsida; Malpighiales; Linaceae.
GUCCGGAGAGGCGAUUUCGGUCGCCCUUGUCGCCGUACCUCCGACUCAAACACCAAUGAUGAGGACCCAUCGAUCUGUGAUGCUGCCCAUCAAUUUUUCGCCUAAUGGGAGGGAACCCAUUAACCAAUUUCACCUUCUUCUGCCCUUUGUUCGGCGAAGAUUGAUUGCAAAAAAAGGCGAGUUCUUCCAGUAGCGGGGCGGUAAUUUCUUACCGCCGAACGACCAAGUCAAGCAAGAUCUGGAGGCUCUCAACUGGCAGGAAUGUCAGUUUCGCGUUGUGGAGACGACCGGCCUCGCUCUGAGCAGCAGAGCUCCGAGUUUCACAAAGUCCCGCAGUGGCGGCGCCGCCGUCUCGAUUCCGGCGGAGGAUCUCCUGGCAUCGUCGAUCAAGCGCAGUGGGUGGAGUCGGAAGAGAAAGUGGUGAAACUUGGGCUCCACAGGAAAGAGGAAUCGGUGGAUGGGGAAGUUAGAACAUAAUGGAAGAAGAAGAAGAAAUUGUAGUGGUUGGG